This is a messenger RNA of Cucurbita pepo subsp. pepo (vegetable marrow), 632 nucleotides long. The record is from RefSeq and is a predicted model, not a curated record. NCBI's taxonomy places the organism in Eukaryota, Viridiplantae, Streptophyta, Magnoliopsida, Cucurbitales, Cucurbitaceae.
GCAGGAGCUCUGUUAAACGAUGCCAAUGCUCUACCAGGAUGUGCUGCAAUUGAGGAAAUGUUCCCUUUUGCCGAACUUCACCGAAAGAAACGCCCCGACCAGGAAAACAAAGAUGGCAGUGAAACUGAGGACGAUGAUGAAGAUGACGACGACGAUGACGCGAAUGAUCAGGAUGACGAUGACGAUGAUGAAGAUUUCUCCGGAGGUGAAGAAGGAGAUGACGGUGAUCCCGAGGAUGACCCUGAAGCAAAUGGCGAUGGAGGAGCUGGAGGUGAUGAUGACAAUGGAGAUGAAGACGACGACGACGACAAUGGAGACGACGACGAUGACGAUGAGGAAGAGGAAGAAGAUGAGGACGAUGAAGAUGACGAGGAGGAAACGCCUCAGCCACCCACCAAGAAGAGGAAGUGAGGAUGUCCAUUGGCCCUCCCCAUUGUCGAGUUUCGAGUUUCGAGUUUCGGAGUAGUUAGGGGAGUUUAGCUAGUGUUAGCUUUUGGUUUAGGGGUAGAAACAUUGUUGUUGUCCUUGUUGGUAAUGAACUUCCCUUCUUAUGUGUUGUGAUGUUGUGGAUCCAUAUUAUAUGUAACAAUUUCUUUUGCUAAAAUACUUGGUACCUUUAUAUUUUCGACCGA